AAUCGAUUGUAACGCAAGCAUUUCAUUUCAUUUGACAAAAGAGUUAAAUAGCACGCAAUUGGAGGAAUCUAGAGGGCAAUUAUGUCUGAUGCGGAGCUGGAACAGACGCCCAGCGUGGGCCACGUGGAGGAGCAGCACUUGGAAGAGGAGGAACAGCCGGCGGAGGAGCAAGCUGACGCGUACGUAGUAGGCGGUCCACCGAGGACGCCGGUCGAAGAUGCGGCGGCCGAAUUGAGCGCCAGUCUGGAUGUCAGCGGUUCGGACCAGUCGGCAGAGCAGUCGCUGGACCUCAGUGGUGCACAAGCGGAGGAGACAGUGGAGUCGGUGCCACCAACGAAGCGUUUGCAACGCGACAUCAGUCCCAUUUCCGAGGACAGCACUCCCACGAGCAGCACUUCCAACAGUUCCACCAGCACAUCGAGUUCCUCUCGCUACGACGAUAUCAGCGAGGCGGAGGAGGCGCCUCCAGAACAACAGGAGCAGCAGGUUCAGGAUCAGGAGCAGGUGAAUAUGCCGGAGCAGAAUCAGGUUCAGGGUCGCCAGAAAGAGCAGGAAGUGGGGGUGGACCAGGACAUAGACACCGAAGAUGACCCCUCUUCCAAUACUGUGAUCUGCGUGGCGGACAUCAACACCUAUGGCAGUGGUUCCAGUUCCUCGCGAUACGACAAUAUCAGCGAGGCGGAUGAUACUCCUCCAGAACAGGAACAGCAGGAGCAGGCUCAGAAUCAGGAGAAGGAGAAGAAUGCAGAGCAGGAUCGGGAUCUCCAACAAGAGCAGGAAUUGGAGGUUGACCAGGACAUAGACAACGACGAUAAGCCUUCUUCCAAUAAGAUGAUCAACCCGUAUGACAGUGGUUCCAACAUAAGCGACUACGUCAUGGAUCCCGAUGCGCCAACCAAGGCCAUUAUCACCGAGGUGGUCACCAUUCCUGCUCCUCUUCGUCUGAAGGGAGCACCACAACUGGGACUGCCGCCGCCACCACCGCCGCCGCCUGCUGAGGACGAGGUCCCCGAAACGCCCGCCUCGCCCACCGAUGAUUGCGAGGAACCACCAAGCGUUAGCCAGUCCAUCCAUAUGCGUGCUCGCUACCUGCGGGAGGGCUCCCAUCGGAACAUGUCACCUGCAACCACAGUUGGCAUGUCCUCCAAGCGCAUUUGCUAUUCGCGCGUUAGCUAUAUGGAGGAGGUCACUUACACUGAGCAGCAGAAGCAGGUCAGCCAACCACCCAGCCGCCAGGCGCCCCGCGAUCCCCGUCAGCGCUAUAUGCCACCUCCGGCCGUUUUGCCCAGCCAAACUGUACUAAGCGCCGAUGUCGAGGCCAUUUCCGAAGACGAAAGCGAGACGAGCAGCAGCGAGGAUGAUGAAGAGGAGGAGGAGGAGGACGAUGAUGAUGUGAUGACCAUGGACACGCACGACAGCACCUCCAGGGAGACGGUGAUAAGAACGGGCGGCGAUCCGCUGAUGCAGAAGAUCGACAUAAACGAGAAUCCAGAGAAGAUCUACUACAUUCGACGUGAUGAUGGUACCGUGCACGCCGGCCAGGUUCUGCAAUCACGAACUACGGAGAAUGCGGCCUCUCCGGAAGAGUAUUACGUGCACUAUGUGGGCCUGAAUCGCCGUCUGGAUGGCUGGGUGGGCCGUCACCGGAUCUCGGACAACGCGGAUGAUUUGGGCGGUAUUACUGUCCUGCCGGCGCCACCUUUGGCCCCCGAUCAGCCCAGUACCAGCCGGGAAAUGCUGGCCCAACAGGCGGCCGCGGCAGCAGCUGCCUCUUCCGCCGAGCGACAAAAGCGAGCGGGCAACAAGGAUUACUAUCUGUCCUAUUGCGAGAACAAUCGCUAUGACUACAGCGACCGGAAGAUGACACGUUACCAAAAAAGGCGCUACGAUGAGAUUAACCACGUGCAGAAGAGCCAUGCCGAGUUAACCGCCUCACAGGCGGCACUGGAGAAGGAGCACGAGUCUAUCACCAAGAUUAAGUAUAUUGACAAGCUGCAGUUUGGCAACUACGAGAUCGACACCUGGUACUUUAGUCCCUUCCCUGAGGAAUACGGCAAGGCAAGAACCUUGUAUGUCUGCGAAUACUGCCUGAAGUAUAUGCGAUUCCGCGAUAGCUACGCCUAUCAUCUGUACGAAUGCGAACGAAGGCGUCCACCCGGAAGGGAGAUAUACCGGAAGGGCAACAUAUCCAUCUACGAGGUGAAUGGCAAGGAGGAGUCACUAUACUGCCAGCUGCUCUGCCUGAUGGCCAAGCUCUUUUUGGACCACAAGGUCCUGUACUUCGACAUGGAUCCGUUCUUCUUUUACAUCCUCUGCGAGACUGACAAGGAGGGCAGCCACAUUGUGGGAUAUUUUUCCAAGGAGAAGAAGUCACUAGACAAUAACAAUGUGGCCUGCAUUCUCGUUUUGCCGCCGCAUCAGCGCAAGGGAUUCGGAAAGCUGCUAAUUGCCUUUAGCUAUGAGUUGUCACGCAAGGAGGGCGUUAUCGGGAGUCCGGAAAAGCCGCUUUCGGAUCUCGGAAGGCUGAGUUACCGCAGCUAUUGGGCGUACACCCUGUUGGAGCUCAUGAAAAACCGCUGCGCGCCGGAACAGGUCGCAAUUAAGGAGCUAAGCGAUAUGAGUGGUAUUACCCACGACGACAUCAUCUACACGCUGCAGUCCAUGAAGAUGAUCAAGUACUGGAAGGGGCAGAAUGUCAUAUGCGUUACUGCCAAAACCAUUCACGAUCAUCUCCAACUGCCGCAGUUCAAGCAGCCCAAGCUGACCAUCGACACCGAUUACCUCGUAUGGAGACCUCAUACUGCGGCGGCAGUUCCGGCCAGAGUUCCAGGCAGUUCCGGCUAGCAUACGGAACCACCGGACCCCGUCCUGCUAUCAUCGCAAAUUAUUGUUAUUGAUGAUGACGAUUAAGAAACUUUUUUUUUCAUAUUUCAUAAGGAAGCGUAGGAAUAGGCUGUUGUAACACUCCAAAAGUAUAAACUAUGGGGUCUAAUAUAUAUAUUUAUACUUAAAACUGAAUCACUGGAGAUUUCAUGCUUACAUUACAUUGUAUUUAAAUAUUUGAUAUCCAAUUCUAGUUGAUAGGGAAUCUUACGGAUAGGUUGUUGUAACCCUUAUUGUUUGAAGAAAAUGUAUAAACUCUGAUUUAAGCUUUAGUUUUUUGGAGUAGUGAUACUUUAGAGUUGAUCUAAAAGUAAGCAAUUUGAAAUGUAUUACUUCUAAAAUAUUUAUUUCAAUAUCCAUGUCCACUGCAAACGAAUUGAUUUUUAAAUGUUUAAAGCCUCCUUAGUCACAAUACGCUAAUCAAUUUAACUCGGAAAAAACCGUCGACCUUAAAAAUUUUUCUUUAAUGGAUAUCUAAAAAAAAACCAAGAAACUAAUAACAUGAAAUUUUUAAUUUUGUUUGAAGACAAAUAGUACAUUUCUGUGUCCUGUUUUACGUUUUUCGUUACAUUAACGUCGCAAAAAGAAAAGAAUACAUAUUACAUACUUAGAGACAGCCAGUCAUUUUAUUUUAUUAAUAUAUCUGUCCAAUAAAAACUCAAAAGAGAAACUGAACAUUUAA
Molecule: messenger RNA, 3565 nt
Organism: Drosophila rhopaloa
Lineage: Eukaryota; Metazoa; Arthropoda; Insecta; Diptera; Drosophilidae
Gene: mof
Product: males-absent on the first protein
Exons: 1
Coding region: 82-2844 (920 amino acids)
Biological process (GO): regulation of DNA-templated transcription
Molecular function (GO): histone acetyltransferase activity
Source: RefSeq, a predicted model, not a curated record